Messenger RNA from Zophobas morio, 1337 nucleotides. Its product is annotated as transcription factor Adf-1-like. The coding region runs from base 130 to 1290 and encodes 386 amino acids. The transcript is spliced from 7 exons. The record is from RefSeq and is a predicted model, not a curated record. Gene Ontology annotation, molecular function: DNA binding. NCBI's taxonomy places the organism in Eukaryota, Metazoa, Arthropoda, Insecta, Coleoptera, Tenebrionidae.
ACGUCCCGUUAUCGUGUAACAAGCUUUAAGUAACCAACCACCAGAAACAAGUAGUAACGAUGAAAAAAAUUAUUAAACAAGAACUUAAUAAUUGCAGGUUUACACUAAAAAGACAACUCUGAUGAUAAAAUGAGCGACCAAUCAACCAUAAAACUAACCGUGUCUGAAUACAUACAGCGUUUAAGCAAAGAAUUAAAUAUUGAAGGAACCAAAGGACUUUUUGGCAAUGAACUCGAACUAAUUGCGUUAGUUCGAAAUUGUCAAUUUUUGUACAAUAAAACCCUUCCAGACUUUAAAAAUAUACAGAAGAAGAACGAAGCAUGGGAAGCAAUAGCUUCGGUGUUUGGUGUUUCAGUCGGUGAAGUGCAGCAACGAUGGAAGGGUAUGAGGGAUUUAUUUAGUAAACAUAAAAAUAAAACUGAGGGAAAUGGACCCGUCAACAAAAGCGUUGUUUGUCCGUACUAUGAUGAUAUGAAAUUUCUUGAACCUUAUAUUGUUGGAAGACGAACGAGACUAGUGGGAGUAACUUCAACCAUAUCUGACCAACUAAAUAGUGACGAGGACUCUAUUAAAGAGAAAGAACUGUCUCCAUCAUUUGAUGAUUUAAAACAAUUUAUCAUGCGCAUUAAAAGCACGCCACUUUUGUACCACCAUAAGUAUUCAGGAGGGUCUUUUGGCAAACAGAAAAUAGAUGCUUGGUUAGAAAUAGCAAACACUUUUGGAGUACCUGUAAAAGAAUGUUUAGCGAGGUGGAGGACCCUUCGAGAGCGAUAUUCUAGAGAAAGAAGAACACAAAAAUCCGGUGUAUCUGUCAAAAAAUGGGAACUAUACGAUGAGUUGUCAUUUUUAGACCAGCAUGUGAAAGCCAGAAGAAGGUACACAAGAAUGGUUCCCACCAACCCUUCUUCCGCAGAGCAGAGUGUAUGCUACGUCAUCACGUCUCCCAACUCAUCCUCACUUGCACUAGACUCCUCUAGUUUUUUAAGUGAAAUGUCGUCCACCAAAAAAGAGGUUCCGAUUGAAGACGUGGAGUUCUUUGACGUUUCCAGUGAUAUAACUUCGUCGCCAGCUCCUCUAUUCAAUGAAGAAAAUAAUUUGUCUGAAAUCAGCAUUUCAGAGAACGCAACCAACGGACAAAGCGAAAGCGCACAAAGUAGAAUAAUUCCAGACGAAGACGAUCUAUUUGGACAAAGCAUUGCAGCAGAACUUAAAAAAUUACCGUGUCCUCGGAAAAAAAUUAAACUAAAAGCUGAAAUUUAUAGACUUCUUUAUGAGCACACCUGUGAAUAAUUUCAGUUUAUACCGUGAUUUGUUGUGUAAAUAUAAUGUUUGUAAAA